AUGGGCAAAGAUGAGCUGGCGCCCGUGGAUCUGGAUGCUUAUGUGGACGAUAGCUACGAUUAUUUCUAUACUUGCGCCGAUAAUAAGCAUCCCCUGAUUGGGUUGCUAAAAAAGUAUAAAUAUCACUGGAAUGGGAUACCGAUCAGGAAUCGACAGAAUGAGAAUACGGACCCGCCGAUUGUUGCCUCGAUGAUUGUUUUUGGCACCACCGGAUUCCUUCUCUGCCUCUACUGUUUCCGCGUGAUCUUCAGAAACAGUCGGCUGUCACGAGGUGUGAAAUGGUUUCUAACUAUCGAUUGUUUUUGUCGACUUCACGAGAGCUGGACGCUACUUUUCAAGGCUCAUUGUGUUGUUACGUUCUGGUGUGUCGAUGUGAGCAAUCCACCCUUUCACGGUCUAUUUUUCAACCAAUUGAUUACGGCAUUAAAUCUCGGCAUGUUCUACUCGAUUCAGUGCCUAGGGAAUGGCUCUUCGCCGUUGUCCUCGAAGGGGCGCUUCGCGGCUAAAUUCGAGCGCUACGCCCCGCAACACGCACUAAUAGCUUGGCUAUUCCCAAUCGGGGUCCACGUAUAUGAGAUGGGGAACGUCGUAAACCCUGACACUGGCUACGUUUGCUUUGGUGGCUGGACGUUCAACCCGAUGGAAUAUUCUGACUAUGCUUGGUGGUGGUGGGACAAAUCAGUCGCGUUGAUGAUGGACCAUUUUGACAAACUGAUGUAUUUUGUCUUCAUGACGACGGUAUUUUUCGAUAUCGUCACAUUGGUUAGAAUCCGAACGAUGCAUCGUCAAUCUCCCCUGAAAAGAAGCGUUGAGCAACGAUUGGCGAUAAUGCUCCUCAUCACCCAUCUCACAACAAUCAUCUUCUUGGCUAGCAACGUCGUCUCAAAUUACAUCUUCCCUGAUGAGACCCCAAUUUUCUACUACCUUGUCGAAGAUGUGGCUUCUUUCUUUGGGCACACUUUCUAUACGUUGAUCGUGAUCCUAUCGAAUGUAUCGAACGAAAAACGGCGGAUGGCCGCCAGAUUGGUGGCUUCCCGAUCGACGGGAAUUUCGGAUAAGAAGAUUGCUUUAAAAAAGGACGAGCAAUACAGGUUUAUAGAUUUUGCGGCUAUGGAUUCACUAGGGUGCAUUACCUGCGCUGGAUUUGCGGGCUUCUUUCUGGUUUCCAGACAGAAAAGUAAGAUGGCCAUCACCGCCCAGCAAAUCAUCGAGAUCAUCCUCUGCAUCCUGUUGCCGCCGCUGGCCGUGUUCAUGCACGCCAACGAGUGCAACAUCCACGUACUGAUCAGCGCGGUCCUCAUGCUCCUCGGCUACUUCCUGUCGCCCCUCCACGCCAUCUGGUACUGCUUCUUCCGCACC
This is a messenger RNA of Mesorhabditis spiculigera, 1359 nucleotides long. The record is from the annotation of a GenBank genome assembly. Lineage: Eukaryota; Metazoa; Nematoda; Chromadorea; Rhabditida; Rhabditidae.